Molecule: messenger RNA, 2515 nt
Organism: Populus trichocarpa (black cottonwood)
Lineage: Eukaryota; Viridiplantae; Streptophyta; Magnoliopsida; Malpighiales; Salicaceae
Exons: 4
Coding region: 515-925 (136 amino acids)
Source: RefSeq, a predicted model, not a curated record
GGAAUGAGAAACAGUUGGCUAUCAAGAAUGGUAAAAAGGGGAGUUCCUUGAAGUUGGAUAAGAACAGUGAUAAUCUUGCUGUUGUUAAAUAUGGUGAAAAUCUGAAACCUGGUUGCCAUGUGGAUGUUGAAUGUAAUGAGGAUUUAAUUUAAGUGGUAAUGAAGAGGGUUCUGAUCUGGUGAUUCUGAAUGUGCGUCUUUAUGAAGAAGUUUUUGAUUUGAAAGUGAGGUUAAUGGAUUCUGACGGAUUGCUGUAAGGAUAUAUGAGAAGGAUCAUGGUUCAAAUGAGAUUAGUAGAAUAUGGUGUGAAUGCCUGGGGAAGAAGAGUUCUAAUGAUGAGGAUAGGAUCAAGGUUUUGGAUCAUGACUUCAGUGUUACUUUUGCUUAUGAUUAUGAUUUGGGAAGGAGAGGAAUAUACGAUGAUGUGAAGCUAUUGCUCUCUUCUAGUUCUCCGGUACUGGAAAACUUUCUUGUGAGGAACAGGAAGACUGGAAAACUUGCUUGCAGUAGCAGAAAUGUGUAUGGGGCAUUUCAUGUAUACCACACUUCAUGCCUUAUACUCUGGAUGCUCAGCAUUGAGUUUGAGAUUGUUUGCAAUCAGUCAGUCAGUCCCAAAGUGGGGAAAAGAUCUAGGAACAAGAACGGAGACAAAUCUAAUACAUCAGGAAAAGGAUGGAACAGUGGACACUUUCUCAAACCCAAUUGUAUCUGUGCUCUGUCCAGAGUGCCAAGGUACUGGUGUGAACAUUGAGGGAGAUGAGCUUGAGAAGACACCUGCCUCUCAUUCAGAGGUGUUCCAGUUCCAGAUGAACGUGUGUAAUGGAUAUAAAGGAUGGAUGAAAAGUCCUGAGAUCUUGGAGAAGUGCUCAACAGGUUUUCACUUCCCUCCAGAAUCUGGAGAGCCAGUUCAGUCUGUUCUUGAAUGAGGAAUUAUCAUCAUCCUAUCUCGAAUUUUGAUGGAUUAGCCUCCAUUUGUCUGGGUUGGCUUGAGGCUAGUAACUGACAGUUCUUUCAUUACCUGUUAUCACGUACUUGCUCUUGUACGGAGGCUCGAGAUGUCUGUUUAUUUGCCAUUGCAUGAAGUUUUGAAGCUUGGUGUCUCUUUAUGAUCUUCUUGACAAGGCUGAAUCAUAUCUUUGUUGGAAAUCAUAUCACUCUUGGAUUGAUGUAUAUAAUUAGUUUAUUAUUUUGUUCCUGCUGGCUAGGAAUUAACAAUAUUAAUUUGCCUUAAACUUGUUGGGAGAUAUGCAAAUUAUCCAGGCCAUUUGUCACCUGGAGCUCCAUCCCGGACCAGGAAUUUUAUACCUGAUGUCACUUUGUUAUCAAGUUAUUUGACAAUUCCAUAAAAAAUUGAAAGUCUUCGACCGUGUGCUUCAAGAAACUAUGACCUCACCCUACCUCUAAUGAGUGUUGAUGUCAUGCAACUAGAGCUCGUGCUCCUUGUCCUAUAGAGCCUUUUAAAAGUUUAGUUACCUUGGAUCAAUUCUGGACAAGCUAGGAGGGAUUGGGUGCAGCAGAGGUCAAACCUGGUUCAGAAACCAUAUUUCAUAGUUAAUAAUCUCGGGUACCUUGGAACUUGUUGCACCUUGAAGUAGCACUUGUGCCAAGCUCAUGAAUUAGAAGGAUGUAAACAGGCCUACUCAGAACUAACUUUAUCGCUAUAUACAAUUUAAUGUCAAUGGUUUUACGUUUAUAUAGAUGUGACAGUUUACCUGUACAGGUAAAAUCUUAUCACUUAUAUUAAUCUAUGAGCUUAGAAUACUUAAUCAUAUCCAAUUACAAUUAGUCUCUUCACUGAAAUAACGAGCCGGCGCAUAAAAAUCCUUCACAUUUGAGAGAAAGAAAGUCUUCUCAGAUUACCAUUCGGCCGAAAAGACUGUACAGCAGGACCAUUUGCAGGCAAGGUUAUUCCAGAGAAAUUUACCUUUACCAAAUCCCAGUUGACAAGCCGGCCCGUCUUGCAUGGUCAUUUUGCAGCAUAAUGGAUUUCCUGUAUAUAUAACCUUUGUCUGUCAAACAUUAGGUACACAAUAAAUGGCGUGCUCAAAGAGGUGCAAGAAUCUCAUAUGCUUUCUAGUUGUUCUUGCGCUGGUUUUAACACUUGCUGGAAGUUCUCAGGCUAGGCCGCUCCCGCACAUGAAUGUUUCAGGAUUCCAAGCUCGGAAUUCAUCACUCGAGGCAGCUCUUAGGACCCUUUCGGCUAUGUUACCAAAAGGUGCACCCCUGCCACCUUCUGGACCUAGGCCUGGCAUCAACUGAUUCAGUUUUAGACGUUCGACGAUGGCAUUUGCUAAAGUCUCUGCUGAUUCUUAUGCAUGAUAAAUAGGAUUUAUUCUAAGAGAGGUUAAGUUACACUUGGUAGUUAUGAACUAAGACAGGUUAUGUUCUUUGUUUUCUAGUUUAUACCGUCUUUGAUUAUUCAUUUCUCUACGUAUCUACUUUCAUAGUGGAUGUAUGCAAACAAAUUAUACAUGAAUUAAGCUGAUAAAAUACAGGUUCGUUAUUUUUUUGUUUCU